AUGCGUGGUUUAACUGUUGAUGUUCAACUUCAGGACGCAGAGUCCCGCAUGUCAUGUCUGCUGGCCAAUUUCUAUAGUACCGUGGACGGAGUGAACACGGAGAGCAUCAUUCACGAGGAUCCGAAGAGUGUAGUCGGAUAUCUGGUUAAUGCCUUACGUCCAACGGCCUUUCAUUCUGCCAUCCAAGACAGUCUGGAGCGCCCUGCUGGUAAGCCAUUGAAGAAGGAUGUAUCCAUGUUCCUUCGGUGGUUACGCCCUCAAAUGGAGGAGUUUAUGAAGUACGAGACACACAUUCUCGCAGCCCAGCAUGGAGUCAGUAACGCUGUUUCGCAGCAGCCGCAAAAGAUGAAACCCAGUCGUCGACACGGAGGCAAACCGGAUCAGCAGCGCACCGACGGACGGCAUCAAAGUCCUGGGGCGUCGGCAGAUUCGACGAGAACUACUGGCGUAAGAACUAAAAACAAUGCACCAAGUAGUACCUUAGCACGCGACCAGGGUGUGUGUAACGGGGUUACACGGGUCUACACCUGGUGUGUUCCACACAUGGGUACGGAGUACCCGAAGAGUUAA
Molecule: messenger RNA, 570 nt
Organism: Phytophthora nicotianae INRA-310
Lineage: Eukaryota; Oomycota; Peronosporomycetes; Peronosporales; Peronosporaceae
Exons: 1
Coding region: 1-570 (189 amino acids)
Source: RefSeq, a predicted model, not a curated record